Vicia villosa (hairy vetch) is the source of this 1761-nucleotide messenger RNA. RefSeq names its product (E,E)-geranyllinalool synthase-like. The transcript is spliced from 11 exons. The record is from RefSeq and is a predicted model, not a curated record. Gene Ontology annotation, biological process: diterpenoid biosynthetic process. Lineage: Eukaryota; Viridiplantae; Streptophyta; Magnoliopsida; Fabales; Fabaceae. The coding region runs from base 1 to 1761 and encodes 586 amino acids. Gene Ontology annotation, molecular function: terpene synthase activity; magnesium ion binding.
AUGCCAACGGUUUGGAGAGGAACACUUGAAGAGGCUAUUUGGGGGGAAAUUCAAUUGGAGAAAUUUAGAGCGACCUUCAAUCCAAGGAGGAAAAUUUUAGUUGUUGUUUCUAUGAUGAUUUGUGUUGCUGCAAUCAUUGUUGUAUUGGUUUAUGUGAAUCGAUCGGACAAAAUUCCACAAGCAUAUCCAAUGGAGGAGGAUCAUAUAAAGCUUUGCAUUGCUAACCAAUUACAUAGAUUUGGAUUGGGAGAGUACUUUGUAGGAGAGAUUGAAGUACUUUUAUCACAAGUUUAUAGGAAUUAUAAUAAUGAGGCAAGUUCAAUGGUAAGAGCAUUGAAUAUGAAUACUAUGCAGCUUCAGAAAGAUGCUAUGGCAUUUGAGCUCUUAAGGACAUAUGGAUUCAAAGUAUCACCAUUGCGAUUUUGUUGGUUUCUAAACCACGAUGAAACCAAAGCUGAGAUUGAGAAUAAUUACGAGCAGUUCUCAAGAAAAGGAGGCUUAUUGCAACAAAUAGAGCACGAGUUGAGUCUUCCAUGGUUUGCUCGAUUGGAUCAUUUAGAGCAUAGAAUGUGGAUAGAAGAAACAGAAGCCAGCAUUCUAUGGAAAGGGAAGACAUCACAUAACAGGGUAUCAUGUCUCUAUAAUGAUGAAUUUCUACAACUUGCAUCUCUAAACUUCGAGUUUAAGCAAUUGAUAUACAAAAACGAGCUUAAAGAACUAAAGAGGUGGGCUGAAAAGUAUGGUUUGAGUGAUAUGGGUUUUGGCAGAGAAAAAAGUACUUAUUGUUACUUCGCUGUUGCUGCUAGUUUAACAUCCAUCCCUCAUGACUCUUACGUACGGAUGUUUGUAGCUAAAACUGCUAUUAUAAUCACAGUUGCUGACGAUUUCUUUGAUAGUGUUGGUUCUCUCAAUGAACUAGAAAUUCUCACUGAAGCAGUUCAAAGGUGGGAUACCAGAGGCCUAAAGAGCCAUAGCAAAGUUAUAUUUGAUGCACUUGAUGAUCUUGUGAGUGAAGCUACUAGAAAAUAUCUCCAACAAGAAGGAACUUCUGAUGAUAUCUCAGGAAACUUAAAAGAUCUAUGGUAUGAAAUUUUCUUGUCAUGGCUGAUAGAAGCAAACUGGAGCAGAAAUGGUCACAAACCAUCUAUUGUUUGUUACCUCGAAACAGGCAUGACUUCAAUUGGCGCGCAUCUCAUUGUGCUUUCAUCUUCAUGUUUUAUGAAACCAUCCAAGAAACUUAGGCUAAAACCGUAUGAGCCAUUAACAAAUCUAUUAAUGGUCAUUUCUCGUUUAUUAAAUGAUCUCGAGAGUUAUCAGAAGGAAAUGGAAGAAGGGAAAUUGAAUUAUGUUUUGGUUAACAUGAUGGAGAACCCUGAAUUUGAAAUUGAAGACUCAAUUGCAUUUGUGAGGGAAAUAGUCGAGAAAAAGAAGAAAGAGUUUCUUGAACUUGUUCUAAUUGACGGAUUAAGUGAUUUUCCUAAGCCGAGCAAACAACUCCAUCUAUCAUGCUUGAAAGUUUUUCAAAUGUUUUUCAACUCUAAAAACAGUUUUGAUUCUAAUACAGAUAUGGUGGAGGAUAUAAACAAAGCAAUAUAUCUUCCUUUGAGUAGAACUUCAAUGUGUCUCUCAACUCAAACAUUCCCAAAGAAGAAACAUAUUAUAUCAAAACUUAAUAUGAAUUUUCCAUUCAAACACAAUAGUAGGAUAAGUUUAACCAAAAUGAGGUUGAUAACACCUAAAGUUAGGCUUGGAUUCAAAUAA